Molecule: messenger RNA, 3634 nt
Organism: Cheilinus undulatus (humphead wrasse)
Lineage: Eukaryota; Metazoa; Chordata; Actinopteri; Labriformes; Labridae
Gene: mcoln1a
Product: mucolipin TRP cation channel 1a
Exons: 14
Coding region: 165-1940 (591 amino acids)
Cellular component (GO): lysosomal membrane; plasma membrane
Molecular function (GO): NAADP-sensitive calcium-release channel activity
Source: RefSeq, a predicted model, not a curated record
GAGAGUUGAAGCAAACAGCAGCAGAGCAGCUCGAGCCCGGCUGGUGAUGCACAGCUGUGUGCUGUAAGAGCUGCCAACAUUUAACAGUACACUAAAAACAAACAUUUAUUCUAUGGUUAAGCCGUAUAAUUUUGUUGUUUAAAAAUUUCGAAGCGGUUAUCUUCAUGGAGGAGACAGAGCAACAGGACUCAACAGAUCGAGGAGGCCUGAUCUACUCAGUGACUCGAUAUGGCUCCACAGAUGGAAACGAAGAGCAGGGAGAGCACCUACAGAGUAACAGUCUUAGCAACAGCCAUGGCAACCAUCAGUUCUCCUCAUCAAUGUCAGGUCGAUGGGUCGGUGUUGAACAGGAAGAGGAGGACAUUCGCAGGAAGUUGAAGUACUUUUUUAUGAGCCCCUGUGAUAAAUAUCAUGCCAAAGGUCGCAAGCCGUAUAAGCUGAUCCUGCAGCUAUUAAAGAUUAUUAUUGUCACCGCUCAGCUGGUGCUGUUUGGCCUCAGUAAUCAGGUGGUGGUGACUUUCAAGGAGGAGAACACAAUGACCUUCAAGCAUCUCUUCCUCAAAGACUAUGAUGAGUCUUUAGAUGAUUCCUUUGCAGUUUAUACACAGAGUGAUGUCUAUGAACACAUCUAUUACGCCAUAGAGCAGUAUCUGGCCUUACCAGAGAUCACAGUGGGACGUUAUGCAUAUGUCUACGAUGUUGGUGUGAAUGGCAGUGCGCUCUCUCUCUGCCAACAGUACUACAAGAAGGGGAGCAUUGACCCUGCUAAUGACACCUUCAUCAUAGAUCCCCACAUCAUCACAGACUGUAUCGGCGUAAACCCGCUCUCCAUGCCUCCAGGUGGCCUCACUAACAGCUACAAGAACUUUACACUCAAGUUCCACAAGCUCAUUAACGUGACCAUCGACUUCCAGCUGAAGGCAAUCAAUAUACAAACCAUCAUCAACAAUGAAAUCCCAGACUGCUACACUUUCUACAUAAAGAUAGUCCUGGACAACAAGGCUCAUAGUGGAAAAGUGAAGAUCCGGUUGGAAAACAAGGCUUUCAUAAAGGAGUGUAAAGACCCAAGCAUCUCAGGACAUGCUGAGAGCUACACACGAGUAGCGUUCGAUGUAGCGGUGGCUUUGGUUUGCCUGCUGUCAUUACUGCUGUGUGGACGCUCUAUAAUGCGUGGCAUCCUCCUGCAACAGGAGUUUGUGCAAUUCUUUAAAGACACUCUGGAUCGUAAAGUGUGCUGGUCAGACCGAAUGGAGUUCAUAAACGGCUGGUACAUCCUCCUUAUUGUCAGUGACGUCCUCACUAUCACUGGCAGUGUCAUCAAAAUUGGCAUUGAGACUAAGAACAUGUCCUCAUAUGAUGUUUGUGGCAUCCUGUUGGGAAGCUCCACACUCCUGGUGUGGGUUGGAGUCAUUCGCUACCUCACAUUCUUCCAGAAAUAUAAUAUCCUUAUCAUAACACUUCGAGCAGCGUUCCCCAAUGUGAUCCGGUUCUGCUGUUGUGUGGCCGUUAUCUAUCUUGGUUACUGCUUCUGUGGCUGGAUCGUCCUAGGACCGUAUCAUGUCAAGUUCCGCUCUCUGUCCAUGGUGUCAGAGAGUCUGUUCUCCCUCAUAAACGGAGACGACAUGUAUGUGACGUUCUCAGAGAUGCAGGAGAGCAGCACUCUGGUGUGGCUGUUCAGUCAGGUGUACCUGUACACCUUCAUCUCCCUCUUCAUCUACAUGGUGCUGUCGCUGUUCAUCGCUCUCAUCACGGGAGCCUAUGAGACCAUCAAGCACCAAACCCAAGAACCCAUCCACAUCACAGACCUGCAUGCCUUCAUAGCAGAGUGCACAGACACUCCAAAUUCUGGAAAAUUUAGAGUCCUGGAGACCUCGCCGUGCUCCUUCUUCUGCUGCUGUGACAGAACAACAACAUAUGAAGACAACCUGCUGGUGAACUGAAGAUGACCUCAGUGACCUCAGACGCCUCACUGUCGUCCCCUGCUGACCACGGGGAUUCACUGCACACUUGUGACGCUCAGUGUCUCUGAGCAAACAUGCUGUAUCUGGGUCAGACUUCAUCUGAAGGAGGAGACUCCAUCAGUUUGAGCAGCAGCCUGCAGAAGGAACGUGUAACAGCAGUCACCGUUAUUUUUCCUCCAUGAAGAAGAAAACUGAAAGCUGAUGCAGGACUGGACCUUUAGGUCUUUAUGAUUUAGACUCUGCAACAUCAUGAACGCACAGACAUUUCUCUGUUUCUUGUUUUUAAGAACAAAACAGUAUUUCUUUUGUAUGUAUUAAUUGAUGCACAUUAUUGGAACAGGAGUUAUUUGCCGACAUAGGAGUAGAGUCAUGGUAUACUGCAGUAGUUUGUAUAUGGUGCUGACUGUUUUUUUGGUUUUUCCUCUUAAUAGUAUUUCAAAGUUGUGACCUCGUUGAGACAGUGCUUUUUGAUCAAGGCAUUUAGAAAAAAAAACACACUGAAAUUUUUUUUUCUGUUUAUCUUCUAUUCUGAGCACAAUUAUUUCUCAAAGAACCACUUAGCUGAAGACACUAGAAUAAUUUUAGUCUAUAAUGGAGAGUUUGAUGACCGGGGAAAAUCCAGGUAAUCAAUCUGAUAGUAGUCUGCCUUUUUCUAAGACAGUCAGGAAUCUGUUUCCCAGAAAUAUAUGAGAAAACAGGACAACAAACAGACUGAGUGGAAUUGAUUUGUUGUCCCUACUAUGAGCUGAACCCCAGUAUAAAGUUUCAAACAGCUUCUCUUGCGGCCUUUUCCUGCACAACAGUGCCUUCACAUGCAGACAGAACAGUUGUAGUUUUUAUGGCGGGUCAUUAUAUUUAACUAGUGAAGCACUAAACAUUGCCCAAAGGGGAGCUUUUCCUGACUCUUGUUAUGUUCCUUAAAUGAUGACAAAGCAUGUCCAAUAACAAAGACUUCCAUCUAUUUUUAAGAAGUUGGAAAUGUUUUUUCUUUUUUUUUUUUUUAAUGAAACACUGAUUACCAUUGUACAAACUUUAUCUGGCUUGUUCAAGGAGUAAACUGUCUCAGAUUUUCAGAACAAAGUUGAACCGGGUAAACAGGGUAAAAAGGCUGCGUAAUGUUAGCCAAAACAUGUUUGUAGCUCUGUAAUCAUGUCCUGUCACACUGAAUCAUAGUACUUUGUAGUCCGUUUGUUUUCUAUAUAAUGAUGUCUUGUCUAACCUUGAACUGGAACUGAACUUACUUUCAGUCUCUUGGCUCUGCCCAUAAAGAACAGUGGCUAAGGAUUCAUAAAGUCUGGACUCCACAUGCAUAUUUCUAGGAAAACUAUUCCCAUUAAGAUGUAAUAAUGUCUGAUCCAGGCUGGUUAACAGACUCUGGGAUAAGAAUAUUUUUUUCUGUUACCUCAUGUUCAAUCUAACAGUGUCACAUUUAAGCUAAACAUGUUGACAGAGUUUGGAUUUAAAUGAUAAAAUUUUGCCAAAUAUAUCCAAAGCCUUAAGAUUAAAUGAUGUUAUAGGCAUGUUUAUAUAUUUUAGUAUUAUUAAUACUAAAUGUACUUUUCCUACAUUUUAAUGUUUUUUAUACAAAUGAUCUGCACUACUGUAAAAAUGCAAGCAUUAAAAGCAUUGAGUUGUCCUUGAAGUCAACUUUAUGGUGUGAUAUUAAAACAUGA